Phaeodactylum tricornutum CCAP 1055/1 is the source of this 2016-nucleotide messenger RNA. RefSeq lists its product with no specific name. Gene Ontology annotation, molecular function: nucleic acid binding. NCBI's taxonomy places the organism in Eukaryota, Bacillariophyta, Bacillariophyceae, Surirellales, Neidiaceae. The transcript has 2 exons. The record is from RefSeq and is a predicted model, not a curated record. Bases 1 to 2016 code for a protein of 671 amino acids.
AUGUCCCCGUCCGCGACACUUAAAACUAGUAAUAACGAUCUAAUCAAUCAUAUUACUAGUCUUAAUUUGUCUGUAGUCCCCUCCCCGCCUAGUACCAUGACCUCGACCAUUGCCGACACCUUUUGCACAGGACACUACAUCACCGUGUCCUGCCCCCACUUCAACCGACAACCUGCCGCCUCUCCACUCUCCGUCCGUGUUCCCAACGGCGCUACCCUCCGUUCCAGCCACACGGCAACUCUCGACCUCCCUGGUUUUUCCCCUGCUGCUUGCCAAGCUUACAUCUUUCCUGGCCUCGCUUCCCACCCCCUCAUUUCCAUUGGCCAACUCUGUGACGACGGCUGCACCGCCACAUUCUCCGCCACCCGACUCGACAUCUACCGAGACACCACCCUGCUUCUUACCGGCGCUCGAGCACCCGCCACCGGCCUCUGGCACCUUGACCUCACCCCAGCCAAGACUGCCCAUGCCCUCAUUCCCGACAGCUCCCUGGCAGACCGCAUCGCUUUCGUACAUGCCUCCCAUUUCUCCCCUGCUCUCUCCACUUGGUGUACCGCUAUUGAUGCCGGGCGCCUCCCCACCUUCCCCGACAUCACCUCCAAACAAGGGCGCAAGUACCCUCCCCUCUCUAUGGCCACCAUCAAGGGCCACUUAGACCAACAACGCGCCAAUCUUCGGUCCACCAAACCUUCCUCCGUUCCUCCAGUGGCCUUGCCCAACCCUCUCCAUGAAUCCCAGCUAGACUUCUGCCCGGCCCCGGCCACUCCUCCCGCUGGCCGAACCCACCAUGUCUUCGCCGCGCACCAACGAGUCACCGGCCAGAUCUACACAGAUCAACCGGGCCGUUUCCUCACUCCCUCGAGUACAGGCCACACGGACAUGCUUGUGCUGUAUGACUACGAUAGCAAUGCCAUCCAUGUUGAACUCAUGAAGAGCAAGUCCGGCGCCGAGAUCCUAGCAGCCUACCAACGUGCCCACUCACUCUUCACUCAACGGGGCCUUCAGCCGCAACUCCAGCGUCUAGACAACGAGGCGUCUCCCGCUCUCGAGUCCUUUAUGACGGCCAACCAGGUCGACUUCCAGUUGGCACCACCCAAUCUGCACCGUCGCAACGCCGCCGAACGCGCCAUACAUACCUUCAAGAAUCACUUUAUUGCCGGUCUCUGCAGUACGACCCCGGAUUUUCCGCUUCACCUUUGGGACCGCCUCAUUCCCCACGCUCUGCUUAGUCUCAAUCUCCUCCGUGGCUCUCGCAUCAACCCCACCCUCUCGGCCCACGCACAGCUCCAUGGCGCGUUUGACUACAACCGCACCCCGCUCGCCCCUCCCGGCACUCGCAUCCUCGUCCACGAAAAGCCCGCCGUUCGGGAAACUUGGGCACCCCAUGCUGUUGAAGGCUGGUACCUCGGCCCCGCUCUGCACCACUACCGCUGCCAUCGCGUUUGGAUCACAGAGACGCGUGCCGAACGUGUUGCCAACACUCUUGCGUGGUUUCCCAGUCGCAUUCCUAUGCCCACUGCCUCCUCCACCGAUCGCGCCCUGGCCACCGCCCGUGAUUUAGUGCGCGCCCUCCAAAAUCCCUCUCCCGCUUCGCCGUUUGCACCAUUGGACGCCACCCAACACCAGGCCCUUCUACAUCUUGCCGAUCUCUUUGCUUCGGUCGCUGCUCCGGCCUCUCCGACCGCUGCACCGACUCCCGCGCCCCCGGUCCCAGCACCUCCCCCUGCUCAAGUCCGCUUUGCUGUUCACAUUGUCACGGCCGAGCAUGCUCCUGCACUUCCGAGGGUGCCCAUCCUUGCGCCGCCAGCUCCGAGGGUGCUCUCUCGGACCCGCAAUCCCGGCCGCCGCCGUCGCAAAGCACGCAAGCAACCGCCAACCCCAACCUUAGUUCCGGCUCAUCCACACAACACCCGCACCCGACCCUUUCUUGUCCCAGCCUCCGCCAACGCAGUUGUCGACCCCGCAACCGGCGCCUCUUUAGAGUACCGCCACCUACGCACCGCAAGGGUGUGUUGA